Messenger RNA from Solanum lycopersicum (tomato), 1514 nucleotides. RefSeq lists its product as uncharacterized. NCBI's taxonomy places the organism in Eukaryota, Viridiplantae, Streptophyta, Magnoliopsida, Solanales, Solanaceae. The record is from RefSeq and is a predicted model, not a curated record.
UAAAGAUAGAAGCAAUAAACAAAAAAAAAGUUAAAAAGAAAAGAUAGCUAGCUGUCCACUGCCUUUUGCCUCCUCUCUAUACUUUUUCUUUUAAAAAAACUUCACUCUUCCAAACACAAUUUCAAAACAAACAAACAUCAUUCUUCUUAUUGUUCAUCAAAUCUCAAACAUUUUCAAAAAAAAUUCAAACUAUACAUUCAACAUGAAAGGUAUUAGAAAGUGUAAAGAAGCUCCUUCAACAGAUUUAUUAGUCUGUUUUCCUUCAAGAGCUCAUCUAACACUUAUGCCAAGUCCAGCUUCUCAUCAUCACCAUUUAAAAAGAUCAAAUACAAGAGGUAUUGGACCUGCUGGCCAAGCUAGCCCUAUGUUAUGGAAGAGGACAGAGAUAUCUGAGCCUACGUCUCCGAAAGUUACUUGUGCUGGACAAAUCAAAGUAAGACACAAACCGAAAUCAUGUAAGAUCAAGAAUUGGCAAUCAGUGAUGGAAGAGAUUGAGAAGUUACAUGUUAAGAAGCAAAAAAAGAAAAAACUUGUGUGGAAUAUGGAAGGCGUUGGGUUCAAGAAAGACGCGAUGCAGUUGUUGACAUGUUUGAGGAAUAUAAGGUUUGAUUUUCGAUGUUUUGGAUCGUUUCAUAACGAUGAAACAGAUGUCAUUACUUCUGAUGAUGAUGAGGAUGACGACGAAGAUGAUCAGGAGGGUGAAGAUGAACACGACGAUGAAGCGAAAACAGCAUCGAGAACUGUUUUCUCUAAGUGGUUUAUGGUUUUACAAGAAAACCAAAAAACAGAGGAAACAGAGCAUGCCAAAAAAACAGAGGAAACAGAGUACUCUGUUUUUAGUCAUAAUGAUGCUCCACCACCAAACGCACUUUUGCUUAUGCGUUGUCGUUCUGCUCCAGCAAAAGGUUUGCUGGAGCAGAAACAUAAAGACAACGACAGUGAUUAUGAUCAACAAAAGAAUGAAAAAUCAAGAACGGAGAAUAAUAUGAAGAAAAGCUUAGUAGUGAUGAGAUAUGGAAGUGAUCUCUACAAAUUUUCAUCUGAUAUAUCAAAAGAGAAUUGGGUUGUAGAUGGAAUUAAAGAUCCAUUUUCAAGAAGUCGAAGUUCGAAGAGGUAAUUAACAUUCAUGAUGAUCAAAUUUCAAGGUCAUUUCUCUUUGGCCAAUAUAACAGGAUCAAUAGUGUUCACACUUAUCUUUCAGUGUGAAUCGAAUGUUCAACCUAUCGAUCAACUUACCCUUCGACAUGACUUGAAUCGUCAACCUAUCGAUAAACGAUGGAGAUAUUCAACCACUAGAGCUAGCUUCUUUUGGCCAAAUAUCCCCACUUUUGUUCUCAAUUUUUUUUUUUUUUUAAGUUUCUUCAAAUACUAGUAGCAUUUACAUUUUUGAUGUUUGAAUUUAUCUUUUUGUGAUGUGUACGUAGAUGUGUAAUUUUUGUAUAGGGUUUUUUACUCAAACAAUAUACAAUCUUGAGAUAUAUUUUUAAUGGAGAAGAUUUACAAAUGUUGCUUUA